Messenger RNA from Pyrus x bretschneideri (Chinese white pear), 461 nucleotides. RefSeq lists its product as uncharacterized. NCBI's taxonomy places the organism in Eukaryota, Viridiplantae, Streptophyta, Magnoliopsida, Rosales, Rosaceae. The record is from RefSeq and is a predicted model, not a curated record. The transcript is spliced from 3 exons. Bases 147 to 461 code for a protein of 104 amino acids.
GCCCCAGGUUGAUAAACCCGUCACCCUUUUCCGUGCUAUGGCGCGAAAAGACUCCCAAUUCCAAAAAUCCAGUGCGACAUUAGGGUUUCACCUCACAUGCUACCGGUAGUCUGGGGCACUGCUGCUUCCUCUCCCCCACCGCAACGAUGUCCGGAUUUUCAGACCAGCUCGAAGAAAUCAAAUCCCUGAUUUCUUCAGCCGCCACCAAAGCAAACAAGUCAUUCGCCUACUCCACCCUCUUACACCUCCAGCAGCAAUCCUCCGACUGCCACGAUUCAAUUCAAAUGCUUGCGCGGAGCUGCCGGAGCCUCAUCCGUCCGACCGUCGCCGAUGUUCGGAACAAUGACGAAGAAAUUGCAACUCAGGCAUUGAAAAUGCUUGGGCUUUAUGAUAUAUUAUCCGUCCAUCGUCGCCGAAAAUCGCAGUUUCUGUCACCAAUUUCUUUGUUUCGCAGUGGAUGA